GCGAGACAGUUCACACGGCCGGCCGGAGGGUCAGAUUGGGCCCGCGAGGCGGAAACCCGCCCCCGUAGUUCCGGCUAGCGCAGCCCCGGCAAGAGUGGCAGCAUGGAGGAGGCGCCCCACGGCUGCCCCGGGGCCGACAGCGCCCAGGCGGGCCGAGGAGCCUCGUGCCAGGGAUGCCCCAACCAGAGGCUGUGCGCGUCGGGCGCCGGCGCCGCACCGGACCCGGCUGUGGAGGAAAUCAAGGAGAAGAUGAAGACGGUGAAGCACAGAAUCUUGGUGCUGUCUGGGAAGGGCGGCGUUGGGAAGAGCACGUUCAGUGCCCACCUCGCCCACGGCCUGGCAGAAGAUGGAGACACGCAGGUCGCCCUUCUGGACAUCGAUAUCUGUGGGCCGUCGAUUCCCAAGAUCAUGGGCUUGGAAGGAGAGCAGGUUCACCAGAGUGGCUCCGGCUGGUCCCCAGUGUACGUGGAGGACAACCUGGGGGUGAUGUCUGUGGGUUUCCUGCUCAGCAGCCCUGAUGAUGCUGUCAUCUGGAGGGGACCGAAGAAAAAUGGCAUGAUCAAGCAGUUCCUCCGUGAUGUAGACUGGGGAGAUGUCGACUACCUCAUUGUAGAUACCCCACCCGGCACAUCCGAUGAACACCUCUCUGUCGUCCAGUAUCUGGCUGCGGCGCACAUUGAUGGGGCGGUGAUCCUCACCACCCCUCAGGAGGUGGCCCUCCAGGAUGUCCGGAAAGAGAUAAGCUUCUGCCACAAGGUGAAGCUGCCCAUUAUUGGUGUGGUGGAGAACAUGAGCGGCUUCAUUUGCCCCAAGUGCAAGAAAGAGUCCCAGAUCUUCCCUCCCACAACUGGGGGUGCAGAGGCCAUGUGCCAGGACCUGAAGAUCCCUCUUCUGGGCAGAGUGCCACUGGAUCCACUCAUCGGUAAGAGCUGUGACAAAGGGCAGUCGUUCUUUGUUGAAGCCCCAGAUUCACCAGCCACAGCAGCCUACCGAAGUAUAAUUCACAGUGAGUGCUUGAGACGGCUACUGGCAGGAAGUCCCUGGAGGGGCGACGUGGGCAGAAACAGAAGGGCGAUCACCUGGCUCCUCGGGAGACUUCUCCCCAUGUGUCCGUGUUGUGAGCUAAUUCUUAGUUUGAGAAACAGGGAGGGUGAAGUUGAUAGCGUGGGAGAUACAAGCCGUAAAGGCCAGUAACACUGAUUGAAAUCCUACUGUGGAAGGCCAGAGCGAGCCAUGGCAGCUGUGGGCCUGGGUCCUGCGGAGGGGACAGGCGAGAGCUCACCCCUCACUUAUU
Peromyscus leucopus (white-footed mouse) is the source of this 1294-nucleotide messenger RNA. RefSeq names its product nucleotide binding protein 1 (gene Nubp1). Gene Ontology annotation, cellular component: cytosol. The transcript is spliced from 10 exons. Lineage: Eukaryota; Metazoa; Chordata; Mammalia; Rodentia; Cricetidae. Gene Ontology annotation, biological process: iron-sulfur cluster assembly. Gene Ontology annotation, molecular function: ATP binding; ATP-dependent FeS chaperone activity; 4 iron, 4 sulfur cluster binding. The record is from RefSeq and is a predicted model, not a curated record. The coding region runs from base 103 to 1194 and encodes 363 amino acids.